AUGGAGCCCCCAUGCAAUAGGGGAUCAUGGGGCCCCUGUGUCCUUGCCCAAACUCAAAAAAGCCUAUGAAAAAGGUACCAGGGGCAUCUCAUGGGGCCCCCUACGGACCCCGGACCCUCGGGCAGUGCCCGAGUUUCCAAAUGGUCAGUCUGCCCCUGAGCAGCCUGUAUUUCUCUUGAGGUUACCUGUGGGUUUUUUCUUUUCAUCCUUUCACACGGGCGUUCCGUUUUUUUCAUCAGUUCAGUCAGGUUUUUUCAAGGAAAAAACAGGUGAGUUUUCCCUCUUUUUUUUAUUUGUUUACAUCUGUUUUUUUUCAU
Molecule: messenger RNA, 317 nt
Organism: Staurois parvus
Lineage: Eukaryota; Metazoa; Chordata; Amphibia; Anura; Ranidae
Source: the annotation of a GenBank genome assembly